Messenger RNA from Chironomus riparius, 559 nucleotides. The record is from the annotation of a GenBank genome assembly. Lineage: Eukaryota; Metazoa; Arthropoda; Insecta; Diptera; Chironomidae.
AGUAUUUGAGAUUGUGUAUCAGUAACUGAAGUGCUUAAAAAUGAAACUCCUAGUCGCUCUUGUUCUUUCUGUAGCUUUAAUUAGCAGUGCUAGUGCAAAAGUUUAUACAAAAUGUGAAUUUGCUAGAAUAAUGUAUGAUUCUGGUUAUCCAAUGGAACAUUUACCAGACUGGGUUUGCCUUGCAAUUCAUGAAAGUGCCUUAAAUUCAAAUGUUGUUGGUGGUCCAAACACAAACGGAUCAUUUGACUGGGGAAUUUUUCAAAUCAAUGAUGGAUAUUGGUGUAAGGUUGGAUAUGUAGGAAACGAUUGUAACAUGGACUGCAACAAAUUGGUCGACGAUGAUCUUACUGAUGACAUUGCAUGUUCAAAGAUUGUUUACGCACGACAUGGAUUUACUGCAUGGAACGCAUGGAAGAGCAAGUGUCAAGGAUCUCUCGAUGCAUAUCAAGUCACAGAAUGUUUCUAAGUUUUCAAAAAAAAUCAUUUAUCAAUUAUAUUUUAAUAAAUGACAUUGACUUUCUGUACUGUACAUAUUAAAAAUAAUAAAAAACUGCUUCAC